Haliotis rufescens (red abalone) is the source of this 5138-nucleotide messenger RNA. RefSeq lists its product as uncharacterized. The transcript has 16 exons. NCBI's taxonomy places the organism in Eukaryota, Metazoa, Mollusca, Gastropoda, Lepetellida, Haliotidae. Gene Ontology annotation, molecular function: non-membrane spanning protein tyrosine kinase activity; signaling receptor binding; ATP binding. Bases 733 to 4929 code for a protein of 1398 amino acids. The record is from RefSeq and is a predicted model, not a curated record. Gene Ontology annotation, biological process: innate immune response; protein phosphorylation; cell surface receptor protein tyrosine kinase signaling pathway. Gene Ontology annotation, cellular component: extrinsic component of cytoplasmic side of plasma membrane.
UUAAACAACAAACAAACAAAUACUCGCCUGUUCGACGUCUCCUUAUGUUAAGAUCUUCAAAGCUGCAGCAAGUAGGACAUUGUGGUUGCUGUGUCAAUAUGCUUCAUAAAUCUGUAUCAUAUUUUGUAUUAUGAGUACCACUCGGGUGGGCCAGGCACGGGUCGUCUACAGAAGGGAGGUAACUGUGUAAGUCACAUUCAUAGGGGGUAUCCGACACCUGACCUUGACAACACCUGAAAGAAACAGCUCCUCACAGCAUAAACUAGGUCAGCUAAGAAAGGCGUAUUAUAUCCCGAAGACGCAGGGUCAUACUAUAUCCGGGUCUAUUCCUAACACUCCAUACGCCUCUCUCGGGUAUUCCCAGUCUCGGGUAAUUGUUCAGCUGAAUAACUGCGAUUGGCUCAGUCUUGUAUCUCUCUCUAUCGUCACCUCAGGUGACGUAUAUGUACAUGUAGUGCAGAUAUUUAUUCUUACAUCAGAUGUUACAUCUACUGUACAUGUGCGGUCUAUUUGGAGAAGGGGACAGUUGAAUGACAUGAAUACUUACUGACACAUAGAAGCGCUACAAGUUGAAAGGCGAAUCUACAAGGGCCGUGGCUUCGCAUUUCUGUCAGGCCUGGUAAAUGUAUGUAUGAAUCUGAUACACCGUGGUGGACAGACAUAUCUGUUUAUUGAAGGAGCCUUGUGUCUCGUGACGACAACAGUGUGAAUACAGAUGAUUCUACUACCAAGAUGUCGGACGCUCGCGUACAUAUAGUCACAUGCUUGAAUGUUGACUGUGAAAUACAGUAUGCUCGUAUGUGUGAGGAUCUGGAGACCCGGGGGGUCGUGUGUGUCAUGGAAGGGAGGGGGGAUUAUGGCAUCGGAUCUACUUUUGUGAAGAGGUUCAAGGAAAUGGUGGACAGCACCCUUGUGACAAUAAUACACCUGUGCCCUGACAUGAUCAACCGCCUAUCGAGUUUAACUGACGUUCUCCGAGAUCACCAAACUCAGAAAUAUUUAUUCAUACACGUCAAAUGUACGCCGAAAGAAGUUCCGGAGGUUUACAAAGAAGUUACAAAGAUGCUCUUAGUGAAUGAUUCAUACUAUAACAAGAUCAUUGACAAGGUUGUGGAGAUUGCCCAACAGCCUCCUAGCUGUGUGUCGUCUGCUACUGAACUGGCCCACACGUCUGCUUCAGAUUUGUCGUCUGCUACAAGGGAGGAGAAUGGUUAUGAUUCUGACUCUGGUAUUAGUUCUUAUUCCAACCCACCGCUUGGAGAGCCUGACGUCUUUGUCAGUCAUGUAGAAAAUCAGCAGUGUAGAGACACCGGGGUUUACUUUCUGUCUAGCAAGAUACAGUACAAGCCUCACCAUCUCCUGAAAUGGUCAUCCAAAGUUGAACUUCGAGAGAUGUGCCGCAAGACUAGACUUUAUGACAGUAGCAACAGAUCAAACACAGUUCGCUGUCUUCUGACCAAAGUCCUUCCAGAAAUCUUUGCAAAGAAGGAUAUAUCUGCAAUAGUGGAACUUCUGGCAGUUCCAGUUCCUGUGAUACAGAAUAAAGUUUUAACUAAACUCGGGGACAUCUUACUUUCAACUAAACACGACACUAUUGAUCGGGGUGAUCUGAAGUCAGCUGAAAAGGCUUUGUUUGAACGCUGUCUGACAGAGACUGAUGUUAUAGAUCCCGUGUUCCUGCAUAAUUUGAUUUCCACGUACCUUCUGACUCUCACCUAUUUGGCGGUGUCCCAAGAAUCUCGUCAUUCAUCCUUGGAUUCCACGAUCAAACGGGUAAAGCAAUACAUUUCACAGCCAAGCUCAGGAAACGAGGUUCCUCUGAGUGACAUCAGUGUGUUUGUCGAUGACAUACAAAAACGUAUUGAUGACGUCACCAAAGCAGUCACAGCAUGUGGAACGAAUUGGAAGCAACUUUGGUCCGUGAAGAAGAAAUCCUGGCCUGUUCAUUUCUCUAUGGUCUUGGGGACACUUAUGGAGGUGUUUCAUGGCGACCCCCAGACUGCCCUCGUGGCCUUAGACACACUCCCAGCACUACUGAAGCCAGGGAAACUCAGAGUUCGAAACGUGUUAAAGAAACCAAAACCACAAAAGAGAGUUGUACAGUUGGUCACUACUGGGAUGGUUGCUUACCUGAAUGCCUUAGGAGAUGCAGUAGGUGAGGAUAUAGAAGAUCGUGCAAAGGCUGCUUUCACAGCUCUUGGAUUGUCACUGAAGGACUUGGACAGAAGCAUAUAUGUCAUGACAAGAUGUUUAUUGUUUUCGCAAAGCCCUGUGAUCAGACAGGGUGCUGUAUCCCUGUGGAAAGAUGCCAACGCUGAAACAACACACAGUUUGAUGGUGACAGAGGUUCUGACACAUCUACAUCCAAUCAGCAUCAACCGCCUGCACAAGCAACCAACCAACCAUUCUACAAGCAGCACAAGCUGGAAAGUAGCUUCAACUCAAAUUGGAUCAGAAAAAAUCAUGAUACACGUCAAUUUACCAACAGAGGACGUCCUUGUGGAACAUAGCAGAAGUCCAUCCAAAUCGUCGGAUUGUGGUCACCUCACUACAGUCGAGAUUCUGAGAGUUCUUUCUACACAUAAGAGUAUCCUGUCUAUGUGGGCGUACAGAAUCGACCAGUUCCCUGUUUUCUACAUCACUGAGGAUUACAGCCAACAGAACUUCCAGAAGGUGCUAUAUUACAGUGCCAAGAACAAGGACUGGUUUAAACCUCUUCAGCUCAUGCAGUUCCUGAUACAAGCUCUGGAAGCAGUUAUCGCCCUUCAUGAACAUGGCACAAUACACAGAGAUCUUACUGCUGCAAGUUUCGCAUAUAACAAACAGAGCAAAUCUGUCAAGCUGUGUCGCUUCAUGUUGUCUCGAAAAUGUGGACGAGACGAAACUCUUGUUGACAGAGAAUGUUCAACCAUUCCCACGAGAUGGUCUUCCCCAGAGUCCCUCAAGAAACACCAUUUCUCUAUGCGGUCUGAUUAUUGGAUGGUUGGGCAUCUCAUCUAUGAAGUCAUCACACACGGUUGCCUCCCCUACUCAGAUCUCAAAGGACAAAAUGAGUCCGCCAUUGGCAAUCUGAUAAAGGAAGACAGAAAGAAGUUGUGCCAAGAAAGGUGCAUCCCUACCUCCGUAUUUGACGCCAUCCAAUGCUGCACCCGCUAUGAUGAUACCCAUCGCCUGUCCGUGUGUGAGGCAAAGAGCAGGUUGGAGGAGACCUUCGAUCGUUACAUCAGCUGCAACGAACUACCUGAAAAGAUAACUUCCGUGACUCCAGACAUUUUGUUUCCUGGACUUGACAGAUCAUCCUAUCAGGGUCUCCCAAAAGAAGCUUCCGAAGGGGAUUAUGCAUAUGACGAGUGUGUCCAUGAGUACCAAAAUUUUGAAGAAAGUCAAACUACCUCCACAAAAGAUGAACCGUUGUACGAGGAUUUGGGCCCAAGCUACGAUGUAGAUUUUUUGCUUAAACCAAAUCAGAGAAUGGACAUACUGUGUCGUCGCCUGACGCAGACAGAAGAAUCACAAUUGAACACAGAGAACAUCCCAGGAAUUUACGGCCAUGUGGCUGUUGAGAAAAGGAAUGACACAGAAUACAUGGUGUAUGACUUCCCAACUGGAGAUUGUGUCUCACUGAGCAAUGUGAUGGAUGUUAGGAGCCUCGGCCUAUGGUCUGUGGAGUACAUUCGCUGUUUGAGUGCAGUGGCAAAGACGUUGUCUCUUCUACAUCAGCAAACCUGGGUCCAUGGUUGUCUAUGUGCAGAUAAUAUUUGGAUAGCUUAUACUGAAGAUAAAGGCAAUUACACGGUAUACUUCUCAGACCUUGGAUAUAUCCGUAUGUCACGUGACACUGAGGAUGGAAUGAUUGCCGAUGACAGUUUUGUUGUGCCACAGGAUGAACAUGUGUACAGAAGAUCGCCCCCUGAGGUAAUACGAGACGGUACCUACUCAUGGGCGAGUGACGUCUUCAGUUUUGGCCUGAUCUUGUGGAAUGGGUUCUCCAAAUUUAGCACUUACCACAAUCAAAGACAUCAAAACAUACUCGAGAGUAUUCCGAAGGAUAAGUUAUAUGAGUACCUGACCACAACAUCUGGACAUCAAAUUCUUCCCAAACCGGAAAAGUGCCCGGAUACAAUCUAUUCUCUCAUGCUCCUCUGCUGGAGCCCAGAACGACAUGAAAGGCCACGGAUGACAGUUGUUCAACAGAAAUUACUGGAACAUAUAAGCGAUGAAGUCCGUCCCGACAGAAAUCCAGAUAUGUAUGAUACUGUAGAUACUGAGGGACAAUCAAGUGAAGACGACCCGUAUGCUUAUCCUGAUCCUGCAGACACCAUACUGUCAGAUGACUAUGAUAGUGUGGAAGGGUCUUCCUUACAAUGUGAUGGGCCACGCUCGUCCUUUACGUCAUCUACACUUGUCGGUGGCGGCACCGGUGUGUCGGUUGACAAAGAAACAUUCAAAGUUCACCCGAGUCCCAGUAAACCAAGCCUUAAACCAAAACCUUUGCCAAGAAAUGAGACAAAUGGAAAAGCCUUACAAUUACAGAAGUACCUUGCGGAAUCUGGGAGUUCGUCUGAAAGCUCCGGAUCAAGAACAAAUAUAUAUGUGAACAAUGUUGAGAAGACGAAAACGAAUGAGAAACCACGUCUCCCUCCAAAGCCAAAAUAUCUGUCACGUCAUACACAAGAUGCACCCUCAAGUGAUUAUCAACUAUGUGGUGAUGCAUCUUCAAGUGAUGAUCAAAUAAAUGAUGACUGUAGGCAUCCUGUAGAUAGAAGUCUCGAAUUGUCUCCCAGAAACAGACCCGAAUCACAGCAACCGACAAACCAAACUGGUCUGAAGCCAAGCACUGUGCCACAACGGGUCAAUGGACCGCCUUCGCUCGACAGUCCACCACCUCUACCACAGCGUCCGCCCCCACGACGUAACAGUGAAAACUAACCGGUGAUGCAACAGUUCAGGUCGAACUGUAUGGAAAAUGAAGUAGCAACAUGAAAACUGAUUGCACUUCAUCCAAAUGGGGAGCACGGUUAACCCAGUCGUCUAAGGGCGCCGCGAUUCGUUGUGCAGUGUUGCGUCCCUUGGGCACGCCAGAAACCUAUGAUUGUGGGUUCGAAUACCGGUUCGCCCCGAUUAUGUUUCUAGGUUUG